Messenger RNA from Mus musculus (house mouse), 3359 nucleotides. RefSeq names its product solute carrier family 22, member 30 (gene Slc22a30). Gene Ontology annotation, molecular function: transmembrane transporter activity. The transcript is spliced from 8 exons. Lineage: Eukaryota; Metazoa; Chordata; Mammalia; Rodentia; Muridae. Bases 207 to 1523 code for a protein of 438 amino acids. Gene Ontology annotation, biological process: short-chain fatty acid transport; transmembrane transport. The record is from RefSeq and is a predicted model, not a curated record. Gene Ontology annotation, cellular component: plasma membrane; membrane.
AACUUUAAAAGAAGAAGCUCCAUGCAUGACACUUAACCCAUUAGAGAGUAAGGUUUCUAUGCCUGCAGUGGAGAAGCGAUGAGGGACACAUGAAGAACAACCCUACUUAGGGUGACUUUGUGAAAUCUAAGUUCUUUUUAAAUGUUCGGUAUUAGACUACAUGGAAGUAUUAUUUGUCUCCCAUCGGAGAUAGUCAUUCAGUUCCAAUGGCCUUUCAGGAACUCCUGAAUCAAGUUGGAAGCCUAGGAAGAUUCCAGAUCCUUCAGAUCUCUUUUGUUCUCUUCCUCGUAGGCCUUGUGGUACCUCAUAUUACAAUGGAGAACUUUACUGCAGCCAUUCCCAAUCAUCGCUGCUGGGCCCCCAUCCUUGACAAUGACACUGCCUCUGAUAAUGGCAGUAGGAUCCUGAGCCAAGAUGACCUCCUGAGGAUCUCCAUCCCCCUGGAUUCCAACCUGAGACUGGAUAAAUGUCGUCGUUUUGCCCAACCACAGUGGCAUCUUCUUCAUUUGAAUGGCACUUUCUCCAAUGAGACAGAGCCAGACACUGAGCCCUGUGUGGAUGGUUGGGUGUAUGACAGGAGCAACUUCCUUUCUACCAUUGUGACUGAGUGGGACCUGGUGUGUGAAUCUCAGGCACUGAAUUCUGUUGCUAAAUUUUCAUUCAUGAUUGGCCUAUUUAUAGGGGCUAUCAUAUGUGGCCAUUUGUCAGACAGGUUUGGGAGGAAGUUCAUUUUAACAUGUGCUUUAUUACAAUUUGCCAUCACUGAAACCUGUGUAGCUUUUGCUCCCUCCUUCUUCAUCUACUGCUUACUUCGAUUCCUGGCAGGAAUGUCUGUGGAACCCAUAUCAGUAAAUAGUCACUUGCUCAUGUUAGAAUGGACAAGCCCUAAAUUCCUAGGCAUGGUGGCAGUGCUUACAUCUUGUGCUGCUAGUAUCGGAUACAUGAUAUUGGCAGGCCUGGCUUUUCUAUUUAGAAUCUGGCGUCACCUCCAGCUAGCAAUGUCUGUGCCAAUAUUCUUCUUCCUUAUACUCACAAGGUGGAUGUCAGAGUCGGCUCGGUGGCUGAUUGUGACCAACAAACCCCAGAAGGGCUUAAAGGAACUUAGAAAAGUUGCACACAUGAAUGGAAUGAAGAAUUCUGGAAAUACCCUAACCAUGGAGGUUGUGGAAGCAAGUAUGAAGAAUGAACUUGAGGCAGCAAAAAGAAAAUCUUCUCCAAGAGACUUGUUCCACACACCCAUCUUACGAAAGCGGAUAUGUGUCCUGUCCUUUAUGAGAUAUUUAUUUACAAUAUCUAUUUUUGGCCUAUCACUUCACCUCCAACACCUGAGUACUAAUAUUAUCCUGUUGCAGUUUCUCAGUAGUGCAUUGGGCAUACUUAUUAGUGUUAUUGGACAUUUUGUUCUUAAUCACAUGGGACGUAGAAUAACUCAGCUGGUUCUCAUGUCCCUGAGGGGAAUAUUCAUGUUGACUGCUGUAUUUGUACCUCAAGGAUUUAUCAUCCCUUACAUACAAUAUAUCUGAGUACUAAUCAAAUAAUUUCUGGUUGCCAUGCUGGAAACUGAAGGCUCAUACUCCAUUAAGGAUCUGGAUAAAAACAGAAGUCAAAAUUUCAUAAAGAAUAUUUAUUACAGUUAAAAGUGUCUGGAGCUGGUGCCAUUUAUUAACAUUAUAGAUUAUUCAUUUUUGGUCAUUACAUUUUUUUAUUCUAGCCAUAUAUGUUUUAGACCUUAUAAUUCUACCCCAGAUUACACAAAAAUGUCUGACUAACUGUAUGUACUAUGUAUGCCAGUUGGGUUGUUAAUCAAGAAAAUAAUUUUUAGUUGUUUUGGAAUAUAUGCGAUGUGCUAAGAAGAACAAGUAGACCAAGAAUUAAAAAUCUCAAGACUGAAUUUACUAAAUUAAGUAAAUUAUAUGUAAUAAGUAGUGGUACUUAUGUGGUCCAUUCCUUUGCUAAAAUGCAGGAUUGUAAUAUGUUUUUUUAAAAAAAUCCCACGAUGAUGGGUUCUAUAACUCUCUCUUAGUUUCUCUCUCUCUCUCUCUCUCUCUCUCUCUCUCUCUCUCUCUCUCUCUCUCUCUCUCUUAGUCACUGUCUAGUUCUGUGAAGAGACACCAUGAUUAAUGGGGAGUCUCAUAAAUGAAAGCACUUAAAUGGAGGUUUGCUUAAUGUGUCAGUGAUUUAGUUCACUAUCAUCAUAACAAGGCUCAUGGUCAUAGAAAAGCAGGGACCUGGUAAAGCAGCUAAUAUAAACAUGAUUCAUAGACCAAGGGAGAGACUGGCCUGGGAUGGGCUUUUGACACCUCAAAUUCCAACCUAUGAUACAAUUCCUCCAAUACACCUACUUAUCAUUCUAUUGUUUUCCAAUAGUGUCACUGGCCCCAGUGACUAAGCAUUCAAAACUAUGAGUCUUGAGGGGUCAUUCUUAUUCGAACUAUCACUUUCAAUCUCUGGGCCCGGUAGACAUUCAGUCCAACUUCAAAAGUCCCCUCAGCCGAUUGCUGUCUCCACACUGUUUAUAACUCCAUAAUUUAAGUCUCUCUCACACUCACAGCUAUCUCUUAAAUCCAAUCGGUUGUAAAUUCAAAAUAAAAAAUCUGAUCACAUCCAAUAUACAAUGGCACAGAAUAUUCAUUUCUAUUCAAAAAAGAAAGAUAUAGACAAUGUGGAGCUACUAUCCCAAAGCAAAUGAAAACCUGUAGGGCAAACUCUAAACUCUGCACUUCCAUGUCUGAUAUCAAAUGCCCUUUUGAUUCCAAACUCCUUUCAUCCUUGUUUGCUGUAACUCAUUUCUAUCUCUUGGGUUGGUUCCACUCCUGCUCUGCAGCUCCCCUUAGCAUGUAUGACUGUGGCAACAUGAACAUCUUGAGGUCUCAAAUGAAAGCCAGGGUUCACUUGCAUAACUUCAGACUAUGGUCUCUUUUGGUCUCCAUCAGGGAACUGCCUGGCACAUGCUUGCAAUCAGAUGAUUUCCUCAGUCAUGGAGGUAUAUAUAACCCCAUUUUUACACCCUUGACUUUUAGUCCCGAUCCAAUUGUCUAAACCUAUCAUGUUUGGCUGCUUAAUGGGGAUGGAACUUGGCCUCCUUAUUUAAUUAUUUAUUUUUAUUUAAUUAUAUUAUACCAGCUUUCUUUUGGGGAUGGUUUCAUUUGCAACUUAAUUUUUUAAAAACAGUUUUGAAAAGUUGGAAGCAUACCUAGUUUAGUGCUCACACUGAGGUUAUCACUCCAUUUAUUCCACUGAGCUUUAGACUUUUUUUUUAAAUCUCCUUAAUAACCAGCCUUAGGUCUAUUAUAGUUACUGGCACUCAUUUUCUCCUCAAACUAUACAUUUUGCAUUAUUUUUAUUUCUCUGUUUGUUGG